AUGAUCACUUUAUCUGAAAGCCGGAAUCUGGCUCCACGGCCAUCAUGGGGUUAUCGAUGGCGCUCAUCUGAUACUUUCAUCCUGAGUAGCAUGUCUAUGGCAUUAUUCACUGAUGAAAUGCUCUUCGCCUUUAUGGUCCCUUUACUUCCUCAUAUAUUCGAGAAUCGCUUAGGAUUAGAUGCAACUCUCACGCAGCGGUAUACAUCGGUCUUCCUUGUCGAAGGAGCUCUAAUGUCAAUAGUCUCGAGCCCUCUAAUUGGAGACAUAGCCGACCGAGCCAAAUCCAAAAAGGUUCUACUGCUAGCACUUGACCUGGUUAAUUAUCGGUCGCUUCUUCCAAUGCAUCGUGAGCAACGCACUAUACAUCGUGGGUAUAGCGACCAUGGCAGAGAAUAUAGGAUAGCAGGGCUAAGCUCAACUCUCACUUCUGCUGGGACAUGCUCUGGCCCUGUUAUUGCUGGGUUUCUAUUUGGAAUUGGAGGCUAUUGGGCUGCAUGGUCUGGCGCCGCUCUGUUUCUCGUUGUGGACAUUAUCAUGCGCCUCCUCAUGAUUGAAAAGCCACUGCGCAAACUUACCGACCAAACCAACUCAAGAUCUCUCUGUGCAGAGGGCAGAGGUUGCUCUGAGCGAGAACCGCUUCUGAAAGGGACUCCGUCUUCUCCCCGUGAACUUAACGGCUGGCGAUUCUACGUGUAUAUCUUCCGCCAACCUCGCUUUACGGCCGGAAUCCUCUGCUACUUCGUGUUUGCUCUGUUUAUUGCUAGCUUUGAAUCAACUCUUGCAAUGCAUGUCCGGCAUACCUUUGAUUGGGGCGUUUUUCAAGUCGGGCUUUUGUUUGCAUCGAUUCAAGGACCGGGAAUGAUUCUCUCGCCUAUUGUCGGAUGGUUGAAAGAUCGAGUCGGGUCUCGCGUCCCCACAACCAUCGGGUUCUUCUCACUUGCUCCCUUCCUGUGGCUACUUGGUAUGGCAGGUGAUGAGCGAUUCCCCUGGGCUGCGUUUGGAAACAGGGGAAAGAUGAUAUAUGCAACGUGUACCACGACAGUUGGAUGUCUAAUGUGCUUACUCAAUGGCGUUGGAAUGAUGGAAGCAACUGAGACCAUUGAUGAACUGGAAGAGCAAACCCCGGGAAUGUUCGGUUCUCAUGGAGGAUACUCACGCGCGGUUGCCAUAACAAAUAUGAGCUGGAUGUCAGGCCUUCUUGUUGGGCCCAUUCUGGCUGGGCUCAUGGUGGAAAGACUUGGCGGUAACUUCAUUACUCGCCAGCAUUAUUGCCGCGAUGCAUCUCAGUUCGGCUCAUCCCAAGAGCGAUGGAUGUUUUACCGAAGUGACCAAUGUUUCAUGAGCCCUCAACAGAGUAAUUACUUUAUGAUCGAGUACAAAGGCCUCCGAUGUCCAGGUUGA
Molecule: messenger RNA, 1401 nt
Organism: Penicillium brevicompactum
Lineage: Eukaryota; Fungi; Ascomycota; Eurotiomycetes; Eurotiales; Aspergillaceae
Exons: 6
Coding region: 1-1401 (466 amino acids)
Biological process (GO): transmembrane transport
Molecular function (GO): transmembrane transporter activity
Source: RefSeq, a predicted model, not a curated record